Halteromyces radiatus is the source of this 1074-nucleotide messenger RNA. RefSeq names its product transmembrane amino acid transporter protein-domain-containing protein. Gene Ontology annotation, biological process: amino acid transmembrane transport. Gene Ontology annotation, molecular function: amino acid transmembrane transporter activity. The transcript has 4 exons. Lineage: Eukaryota; Fungi; Mucoromycota; Mucoromycetes; Mucorales; Cunninghamellaceae. The coding region runs from base 1 to 1074 and encodes 357 amino acids. The record is from RefSeq and is a predicted model, not a curated record.
AUGAUUGUUGCUGGACAAAAGGCCAAUGUCUAUUCUUUCGCUGCUUUGGCUGAACAUACAAUGGGUUCUUUUGGUUUUUAUAUGCUCAAUUUCAUGUUAUUUAUCCAAUCUGCUGGAAGUUGUGUUAGUUACUUUAUUUUGGUGGCAGAUACUCUUCCUAUAUUAUUUUCUUUAUAUAUACCACAAUAUCCUAUUCUUGGUGAUCGUCAAUUAAUGACCAUCUUGAUCUCUGUCUUAUUGAUUUUCCCAUUGAAUUUAUUUCGAUCGAUUGGAGCACUUGCCAGAUGGUCAGCUUUUGCCGUGUUUUUACUUCCCAUCAUGGUGCUCACAGUGAUGAUCCGUGCACCAUUGUAUGCAGGCCAACACGAUGCACCUUUAUUGAUGCUUGGACGAGAUCCUGUGGCUGCCACUGGUAUCAUGGCAUUUUCCUUUGUUUGUUCUCAAGUGGUUUUUAGCAAUUAUCUUUCUCAACGAAAUCAAUCUUUAUCGGCCUGGGCUAAAACAAGUAGUCUUUCCACCUUUUUCAGUUGGACCAUCUCCAUCUCUUUUGCCAUUAUUGGUUAUCUUAGUUUUGGUGUAGAUGCUGAUGCCAAUAUUUUUAGUAAUUUCCCUAUCGAUGAUCCUAUUAUUAAUAUUGGUCGUUUGACUUUGGGUAUAUCUAUGAUUUUAACUGUACCAAUGGGAUUUUAUCCUGCAAGAGAUGCUCUUCAAAAGGCACUUGGUUUGGAAACAACUGAAAAACAACCUAGUAAUUGGCAACAUUAUAGUUUGACAGUGAUUUUAUUUGCUGUGUUUUUGGCUAUGGGGGUAAAUCUUCGAUCUUUGGGUAAAGUCUAUUCUGUUGUGGGUGGUAUUGCUUCUGCAUGUUUGGCAUAUAUUAUUCCUGGCUAUUCUUAUUUGAAAGUCUUCCGUCCUUUCACAUCAAAUUGUCCCAGUGAAUUGAUUCCUUUUGCUAAACCAAUGGAUCAAGAUAAUAUUAUUCCUGUUUCUUGGAUAUUAUCGAUAUGUUCUGUUAUUUUAGUAUUAUUUGGUUCUAUAGUGAUGAGUCUCACUGCUAUUGGUGCUUUUAAAUGA